Messenger RNA from Lentinula edodes (shiitake mushroom), 2178 nucleotides. RefSeq lists its product as uncharacterized. The transcript is spliced from 4 exons. The record is from RefSeq and is a predicted model, not a curated record. Bases 1 to 2178 code for a protein of 725 amino acids. Lineage: Eukaryota; Fungi; Basidiomycota; Agaricomycetes; Agaricales; Omphalotaceae.
AUGGCCUCACCACUAAACUCGCAACCUUAUGCCUUGAAACUGGACAAUAGUUCCUUCGUCCCUCGUAAAGAAUUCCAGAUUGCUCCCAGACGCAACCCUUCUUCGUUUUCCCUGCUAUGUUUUGCAGGUUCCAACAUGCUUAGAUUGUAUGCUUUUCCAUCCAGCGUGGUCAGCGCGUUCCGUCGCUUCUUUGACAAACGAAUUCACGCGGAGAAGACUGAUCACCAUAAUAACUUUACGCAGUUCGAAUUGGAGGGUAAACUAUGGACGACAAAGAGCUUGGCGACGGAGCGGUUGCUGGUCGAAAUGUUGAACAUUGUCUACCAGAGUAGAUUCACCUACCUGUCUACCAUAGAUUAUGGACGGGAAAGCGACGAUAGAUUGGCAAUAGCCUUCUCAAGACCAUCUCCUCCCUCGGAAUACCCUGCAUCUUCCAGCUCUUCCUCCCCAAAGGUUCCUUCUCUUGCCCCGAUUCCCGACCAACCCAGACCUAGAGUACCGUUUGCUCUUUCUUUUCCUUCCGCUACGGUUCUCCGAGUGAUUUGCCCACCGUUGCAUUCAACGCCGGCUAUCCUUCAGGCAGUCCGUGGUGCUUGGCCUCGUGGCGUACAAUCAGAGAAGAAGGUCGGCGAAAAUUCUUUCGAAUUCAAACUCAAAGGAUACAGAUGGUUUCAAGAGGAUACAUUUGCCACUGACUCGCUUCAAUAUAUUCUUACACUACUUUCCUCUCUAGAUGCUCAUUCGUUCACGUUACAAGCAUCCAUCUCAUUGACCAACCGAUCGAGGAACAAAGAUUUCUGGAUUUUCACAGGUCCUCCACCUCCCGACGAGCUUAACUCGCAGGCGCCGUCCAUUCAUGAUACAUUUCACACUGAUUUCCAUGGUCAACAACAACAUGCUUCAGGUCUUCAUACCCGCACAGCCACCGAACCCAUAUUGUCAUCGUCGCCACUGCCUCCCUCCUACCAUGCGCGUAUAGCGACUGACAACGUGGGCCGGAACAGUCCUAGCGGAUCUUCAGGCAGUUUGCCAUCCCCUGGUCUGCGUAAAGCAGCGCCCAGAGCUCAAGUCCCUGUUUCCGUUCAUGAUACAGAUAUAGACAUUCCUGAAACUCUAGGUUAUCGUGUCGAUUUGCCGAGCGUUGUACCUGAUGGUGUGGUGAAUAUGACAGGGGUGGGCGCUGCUUCACAUACACCAGACGUCUUUUACUCCACCUCUCCAUUUGGAGAUCUUUCAGUGGCUCCAAUACCGCUAUCUUCUUCACCUCAUGCGGGAGUAGCGGCUUCACCACCAGCCUCACCUCGAAAGACGCAACCUCUCCAACAUUCACAUACAUCCUCUGAAUCAACGCCUAUCGAUCCCUCUAUCAAGUCCCUGGAGAUGGAGGGCGAUUUGUUGUCUCCCGGGGUUUUCAAGAACUCUGGUAUCUAUCGCGAUUCGGCAUUCUCCUCCAACAGCGACGUCAGCGCCGAAAUUCCCAUUAAAUGGACUGGCGCUCAUAGAGAAAGUCAGCAAAUCAGGGAAGAGAAGCGUAUUUCAGAAGGACCGAAAUUCCCUGGAGGUUGGGAGGCCUCGCCCAUUGAAGAGAAGGAGGAAAUCGAUGCCACAGGGAGAGUGUCUUUGAAUUUCGAUUUGGAUCAGAACAAGCAUCCUGAGAUGCCUGUCUAUGACGUUCGUGUGGCAUCUCCUGAGAUCACCAUGGCAGUAAGUGGAACUAGAAAAAGUGAAGCGGGAUUGAUAGAACUCAACAAUGCUACUUUUUCGCCACCACCACCGUUACCUACUCAAUCCUCGAGUGAUGACGCUCCUUCUAGUCCGAAGGGGAAACCACGUGAAGUUGGGUCGGGUGCAGGUUGGGUAUUGGUUAACAUUGAAGGAAAGAAUGACAAUGGGACGGUCGCGCCUCCUGUUUCCGAAGUUGGUCCUGCAUCUUCUUCAGCCGAGAGAGAAAUUAGCUCUAGCGACAACCACCCCCCUUCCGCAGAGUCAUCUUCUAAGUCUGUCGUCAAACCAGUAGAUGACCCCUCUACCCCAAAGGCAAAAGCCAUUGUGAUUGUCCACAACCCGGAAGGAAAGAAGGGCAAAACCAAGAAAGACUCCUCUCGUAUCAAGCGACUGCUAUCGAUCACUCGACGCGAUUCGGUAAGUAGGACGGAGGCUCUUACCCGCGGUCAAUGA